GGCGGCGGGGGCCGCGCAGCAGCCUGGGAGCGGGCCGGGCGGCGCGGGAGGAGCCGCGGCGCAGACCUAAUAGGGGGCUCAGGAGAAUUAUGUCACCACCUGUGCAUGAACUAGGGAGAAACAAACUGCUGCAGCAGCGCAUCUACUCAGAUUAUGAUGAGUGCACCAAGUAAAGCAAUAGAACUGCAGCUGCAAGUGAAGCAAAAUGCUGAAGAGCUGCAGGAUUUUAUGAGAGAAUUGGAGAGCUGGGAAAAAGAUAUUAAAGAAGUGGAUUCUGAACUCAGGAAACAGAGUGGGGUCCCAGAAGAGAAUUUGCCACCAAUUCGAAACAAGGCUUUUAAGAAAAAGAAGAAAAGCAAAAACAAAGUCCCUUCCAAGUUAACUUCUGAGGAAAACAAGAAAAACAAGAUCAAGUCUUAUGAUUAUGAAGCAUGGGGAAAACUUGAUGUGGAUAAAAUACUUGAAGAACUUGAUAAAGAAGAUAGUGCUCAUGAUUCCGUAUCUCCAGAAUCAGACUCUGAAGAAGAUGGAAUUCAUGUAGAUGCUGAAAAGGCUCUUGCAGAGAAGGAAAAGGGCAAUAACUACUUUAAACAAGGAAACUUUGAUGAAGCUAUAAAAUGCUAUACUAGAGGGAUGCAUUCUGAUCCGUACAAUCCAGUAUUGCCCACAAACAGAGCAUCAGCUUUUUACAGAAUGAAAAAGUUUUCUGUUGCGGAAUCCGACUGCAAUUUAGCACUUGCUUUAGAUAAAAAUUACAUAAAGGCUUAUGCGAGAAGAGGGGCUGCUCGCUUUGCUUUGAAAAAUCUUCAAGGUGCUAAAGAAGAUUAUGAAAAAGUUUUGGAGCUGGAUGCAAACAAUUUCGAAGCAAAAAAUGAACUGAAGAAAAUUGAUCAGGCUCUGUCAUUAAAAGAAAAUUUACAACAGAAAGAGUUUGAAGAUGCACUCAGAACAGGAUUAACAGAUGAAGAGAAGCAGCGCAUUGAAGACCAGCAGCUCAAGCAGAAGGCGAUUGCAGAAAAAGAUCUGGGUAAUGGUUAUUUCAAAGAAGGAAAGUAUGAGGCUGCCAUAGAAUGUUAUACCCGCGGUAUUGCAGCAGAUGGCACCAAUGCACUACUGCCAGCUAAUAGAGCCAUGGCCUACCUAAAGAUUGAGAAGUACAAAGAGGCAGAAGAUGACUGCACACAAGCUCUGCUCUUAGAUGCUUCCUAUUCUAAAGCUUUUGCCAGAAGAGGAGCUGCCAGAGUUGCUCUUGGGAAGCUAAAGGAAGCUAUUCAAGAUUUUGAAGCUGUUCUGAAGCUGGAACCUGGAAAUAAGCAAGCAAUAAAUGAACUCACGAAAAUAAGAAAUGAAUUAGCUGAGAAAGAGCAGCAGACUCACCAAGACUAUCCUGCAGUAUUGAUAAAAGAAGCAGAAAUCAAAAAUAUAGUGAAAAUGAUUGAUGAUCCAUUACAGAUUAAAUCAACAAAACCAUUGCGAAGAAUAGAUAUUGAAGAAGUUGAUGAUGAUACGUCAGAUGAUGACUUGCCCAGCACUACUUUAGUCAAUAACUUGAGGAAUUCAGUGAGUGCUGAAGCAACAGAAGCUCUAGAUCAGGAUGAUCUGUUAACUACGGUUGAUAUUCCAAAAGCAAAGCACUUGAAAAUAGAAGAAAUCAGUGAUACAUCACUAUUACAGCUGCCUGUAAAUGUGAAAGGAAUUUCAUCAACAUUGCAUCCGUCUUUUCCUGCAAGCGAACAGAGAGAAAAAGAAAUCAGAAGGUCAUUUAUGUCUGCUUCUCCAGUUCCUCCCAUUCCUGCAAAUUCUUUUCAGCUUGAAUCUGACUUCAGAAAGUUGAAAGACUGCCCUGAAAAUAUGUACUUGUACCUGAAGCAAAUAGAGCCUUCGCUUUAUGCAAAGCUGUUUCAGAAGUCCUUAGAUCCAGACUUGUUUAACCAGAUCCUGAAAAUUCUUCAUGACUUCUAUGUUGAGAAAGAGGAGCCAUCACUCAUCCUUGAAAUCCUCCAGAGGCUCUCUGAAUUAAAAAGAUUUGAUAUGGCAGUAAUGUUCAUGUCAGGGUCAGAAAAAAAAAUUACACAGGUAUUAUUCAAUCAUGUGAACCACAUGGGAUUAAAAGAUGCUUCUGUUGAAGAAUUGGAGAAGAAAUACGGCAUUUUCUCUUAGCAAGAUGACUGAUGUAAAUGUCUAGAUUUGCACCUUUUUCAUGUGGAAGUUAGCUAAGAAGGCUGUAAAGACUGCAAUUGUGUUGCUUUUUAUAAAUAAUGAAACUCUUAAGUUUGGGUUAGCCAAAUGGCAAGUGCCUGAAAAGAUCAUUAUUUAGUUCUGAAGUACACUUGUUUUCCAGUACCUGAAACAAUAUGGAUCUACAUUUUCUUCAGUGGAAUCUGUUUGCCUGAAAAACAGUUGGGCAGAUUGGCAUUCAGGAUCUGGAUUGUAGAUAGAGAUCUUUAUUAAAAGGAAAAAAAUAUUUAUAAACAUGUCUUUGUUUAUCAAAUGCUGUAUAUUAGAAUUAUGCAUGGGUUUUUUAUUUUAGAAAAUAAACUGAAUGUUGAAUUGAAGAU
Molecule: messenger RNA, 2558 nt
Organism: Motacilla alba alba
Lineage: Eukaryota; Metazoa; Chordata; Aves; Passeriformes; Motacillidae
Gene: RPAP3
Product: RNA polymerase II associated protein 3
Exons: 18
Coding region: 154-2160 (668 amino acids)
Molecular function (GO): protein binding
Source: RefSeq, a predicted model, not a curated record